AUGCAGCAAGAUCUCGCUACGCUUUCUGAAAUCUUCAGAUUCCUGGAUAGGGAUAAUGACGGCAUUUUAUCGCAUGAGGACCUUCAAUCAUCCUUAGGCGCACUUAAUGUCUCCGUGGGCGACUUUGACAAGGAUCCCACCGGAUAUGAUCUGCCGAUGUUUUUGGCUACCAUUAAUUCCCAUUUGUCUGCCCUAAGGCCCAUUUCAGCGUCCGCCAAACAUGCUUUCCAGACUAUUGUUGUUCACAAUUUUUCGCAACCCGAUACUUUGAUUCCGAUGGAAAAGCUUCAUUCCCUUCUGCUUGACCAUUCUGAAGAGGGUGCAGCCUUUUCCAAGGAGGACUGGAGCAAUUUUAUUUAUCUCUCUGGUGCCGUUUCUGCAACGCUCCCAGACCCCAACAAUGCAAAUCGAAGUCUGCUAGAUUAUGAGAAGCUUGUGGGCUACUUCUCGUAA
This is a messenger RNA of Mitosporidium daphniae, 453 nucleotides long. RefSeq lists its product as uncharacterized. The record is from RefSeq and is a predicted model, not a curated record. Gene Ontology annotation, molecular function: calcium ion binding. The transcript has a single exon. NCBI's taxonomy places the organism in Eukaryota, Fungi, Microsporidia. Bases 1 to 453 code for a protein of 150 amino acids.